AUGUCUGAAGACGCUGCUGAUCGUAAUGUAGAGAUCUGGAAGAUCAAACGACUUAUCAAGUCGUUGGAAAUGGCCAGAGGGUAAGUUGUUUACAUUUUGUUUUGCAUUUAGGUUGGUGAUGGAGUUUGGUCAAAGCAAACAAUUCAUUAGAUGGGAUUUUGAUUUUUUUGGUUGUUUUACGUAAAAAAUCUUUUUAGUAAUGGAACUUCUAUGAUUUCGCUUAUCAUUCCACCUCGCGAUCAGAUUGCGCGAGUCAGUAAAAUGUUGGCCGAUGAAUACGGAACAGCGUCGAACAUUAAGUCGCGUGUGAAUCGUCUUUCUGUGCUUGGUGCCAUCACAUCCGUACAGGGUCGUCUCAAAUUGUACAACCGAGUCCCAACCAAUGGUCUAGUUAUAUAUUGUGGUACGAUUGUGACGGACGAAGGAAAGGAAAAGAAAGUUAACAUUGACUUUGAGCCUUUCAAACCCAUCAAUACUUCACUUUACUUGUGUGAUAACAAAUUCCACACUGAGGCUUUGGCUGGUGAGUAGUUUGAUAUUGAGGUAGUAUCUACUUAAAGAAGUCUUGUUUUAACUGUUAAAACGAAGCUUGAAACCUAUUUUUAUUAUCAGGAAGUGAGUUAUAAGGAACAUAAAGCUAUUUUAAAUGAACGUAUUAUAGUUUUGAUUAUAAUAUGGCCAAUUUUUAGCUCUCUUGGCCGAUGAUCAACGUUUCGGCUUCAUUAUCAUGGACGGUAACGGCAGUUUGUUCGGAACUCUACAAGGAAACACGAGAGAAGUUUUACACAAGUUUACUGUAGAUCUACCAAAGAAGCACGGUCGUGGUGGUCAAUCAGCUUUGCGUUUCGCUCGUCUUAGAAUGGAAAAACGUCACAAUUAUGUGAGAAAGGUGGCUGAAACAGCUGUGGAAUUGUUCAUUAAAAACGACAAAGUUACAGUAGCUGGCUUGGUGUUGGCUGGUUCAGCUGAUUUUAAGACAGAAUUGGGACAGAGUGAUAUGUUCGAUCAGAGAUUACAGGUAACAGGAUAAUUUUUUUUAUUUUUGGAAUUUUAGGUUGGGAAAUGGCGGUCGUUUAGCUUUUGAACCUUAUGUUGCUUCAGAGUAUGAAAAUUCAUUUAAAAAAUAUUUUUUGCAUUAUUAUAUGCUUUAAAUUACUUAUUUUAGGCUAAAAUCGUAAAAACAGUUGACGUAUCAUACGGUGGAGAAAACGGCUUCAACCAAGCUAUCGAAUUGGCCGCCGACGCCUUGGCCGACGUGAAGUUUUUGCAAGAAAAGAAGCUCAUCUCAAACUUCUUCUCGGAAAUCUCUCAAGACACUGGCAAAGAAGUGUACGGUGUUCAGAACACGUUACAAGCCCUCGAGAUGGGAGCCGUGGAGAUUCUGAUCUGUUGGGAGAACUUGGACGUAACCAGAUAUGAAUUAAAGAAUGCCAAUGGUGAUAUUAAGGUAGCCCAUCUGACACCGCAACAAGAAAAAAACAAGGACAACUUUGUGGACAAGGACUCGGGGGCUGAAAUGGAGAUCGAAAGCUCAAUGCCAUUCCUAGAAUGGCUAGCCAACAACUACAAGAAGUUCGGAGCCACGUUAGAAAUCGUCACCGACCGGUCGUCACAAGGCGCCCAAUUCGUGCACGGCUUUGGUGGUAUUGGUGGUCUACUGCGUUACCGUGUGGACUUCCAGAUGAUCGAGAUGGCGGAGGAGAACGACGACUUCGAUCUGGACGAUUAUUAA
Messenger RNA from Bursaphelenchus okinawaensis, 1732 nucleotides. NCBI's taxonomy places the organism in Eukaryota, Metazoa, Nematoda, Chromadorea, Rhabditida, Aphelenchoididae. The record is from the annotation of a GenBank genome assembly.